Messenger RNA from Cadophora gregata, 4029 nucleotides. RefSeq lists its product as uncharacterized. Bases 69 to 3647 code for a protein of 1192 amino acids. Gene Ontology annotation, molecular function: histone binding. The transcript is spliced from 2 exons. The record is from RefSeq and is a predicted model, not a curated record. Gene Ontology annotation, cellular component: nucleus. NCBI's taxonomy places the organism in Eukaryota, Fungi, Ascomycota, Leotiomycetes, Helotiales, Ploettnerulaceae. Gene Ontology annotation, biological process: positive regulation of transcription by RNA polymerase II; DNA damage checkpoint signaling.
CUUGUCGCGAACUCACCUGUCCGCCUCUGCCCCAGUCCACAUGUGGUCGCAACAGCGACGAUGUUAAUAUGCCACACAAAAGCAUCCAGGCAGCGGAAAAAGCAGCCAUCGAAGGCGAGACAGAGCAGUGGGAUACCCAGCAGUGCAGGGCUCUGAACGUUGAACUGGAGGCGCUGUUAACCAGCAGCCCGACCCGCUCCUCAGGGAAUCAAGUCGCGUCUGCCAUCGCCAGAGUCGCGAUCCCAUCAUCCCCCCAGCAGCCAGUCGAGAACCACGAGCAGGAAGACUCACAGGUUGUUGUUGCACUAGAUGCUUACGAGGAGCCCAAUGCGGUUGCGGAUUCACCUGCGAAUGGAGAUGGCAACCCAGAUGAACUCCGCCAACUGGACCAACCUGCCACUGCUAAUGAUGAUUUGAAACCUCGACCUGACGAGAUUCAAGGACCGCUGCAAAUCAGACGUGAUAGCCUGGGAAGAUUGAGGGCAUAUACCGCAGCAGGAGAAGAAGUUUCGCCUGCACAGUUCAUCAAGAAAUACCAAAUGGCUCAAGCACAAGCAGCCAUGGACGAUUUCACCCAAAGAUCUUCGAUGUCUGCAACCCAAGAAAAUCCUCAAUACCUCUACGAACAGUUCCAGAUGCAACGAAUGAACCGCGAAGACUGCCCUUCUACUUCAAUACCCAAUGACGACAGUGAAAGCGAAGAUCAAGGACCAGAACCACCGGUCCACGAUCCUAGACAUGCAUCCGCUUCUACCGCAUACACCUAUCAGGAGAACGACACUGGCCAUAUUCAUCUGGGCUUCGAUACCGAACCCAUAGAAGAGGAGCCCCUUGAAGAAUCACAAGAUGGAUCGUAUACUAUGCCAAUGCCAGUAGUACAUCCAAAUUAUAGCUCAUUUGAGCCAAAGACUCCAGCACCUCCGGUCAAUCCAUUCCGGCAGAAAGGGAGUGUCAUGGAAGGCUUCGAAUUAUUCGGUGCUACACAACCAUCUUCGAUCGGUCGUCAUAUGGCAGCGACUCCUACGUCUUCUAGGCCGUCACCCGAUGUCUAUAAUGAUUUCAGCUCACCUCCUAAGCAUCCAGCGCCAGAACUGUCGUCUCCAUUACGUAGAGGGCUGCCUGAGCCUGAUUCGGACAUGAACGAUGCUACACCGUUACAGUCAUCGGUACGUAACAUGCUCGGGCGAUCCCAAUUAUCAAGAACGGCACAAUCUUUCGAUGCUGGACCGAAGAAUGCUUGGGCCAAUCCCGAACCACGCCCGUACGUUUCAAUGCAGCAAAGCCAAGAGAAGAGGAGACGAACAGUUGAGCCUGACUUCGACUCGUCAGAUGAUGAGUCAGAUAUGGAAACACCACGGAACCAUAAUCGAAAGACGGAGCGAGAACUACAAAUCCAAAAAGAGCUCGCUAAAGUUGAGUUACGCAAGAGGACGCCAUCAACGAAUCCACGGUCCUCGGCACCUCCAUCGAGCACUGUUGCUGUAGAAGUACCUUCGACUGGUCGACGCCGGAGUGUUCAGGAAGACUACAUAGCUCAGUGUUCUGGUCAUGAUGCUCGAGAUACACAGCAAGACGAUGUUAUUGUUGACUCUCAGGCUGCGGAAACUGAGAUUGAAGAGCCCGAACAACUUGACUCUUCGAAGCGACCAGUGGAAACUACAGAAUCGUCGGUGGAUCAUCCAAGGCAAGGUGGAGAAGAGGUGGAACAAGAGCUGGACGGAGAAGCCACUCAGAAUACCAAUUCAUCAAAUCCAGAGCCAGCUCUGGAUCUGGAACCAAGUCUUCCUUUACAAGAGAUGUCCUCAAAUCUAGGAGUGCGCACUCCAGGGAGUAAAAUCCAAUCAGAUGCCGUUGAUACUGUUCCUGAAACAUCUCCACCAGAAGCACGCCUGCGCCCAAUGGGAGAAAUUGCUUCCCUCUCGUUUGGAGCGAGUGAAGAUUUGCCAGACAACUUUCCAGGCUUCACACAAGACCUAGAGUUUGAAAAUGCAAUGCAAAUAAGAUCUUCACCCAGACCCCCAACGAGAAAACGGAGUCUAGGGAGAGCACCUAAAUCAUCCAUGACUUCUGGUACUGGUAGCUCUAUGGUCAACCCAGUAUCAAGCGCAACUUCGUCUGCCCUUUCCAGUCCACCGAAUUCUGCCGUCUUAGAAGAAACCGCUGCUGAAGUCAACCUCCAUGACGAACCAUCAGAAGAUCCAAAAGAUAAGGGGAUAGUCAGACAGGACGAAGUGCCUAUUCAUGACAGUGACUUACAAGCAGACCCACAAACUGGUAGCAGCGUCAAUACCGGAUCUGACCCUUACGCGGCCCUGAACGCCACCCCCACCACACCAGCCACUCCGACGCCUGCUGAUAUAACACAAGAUCAGCUCCAGCAGAAUGAAGUUACGGCCCACUCGAUUUCGUCGCUUCCAAACGAGCCGACCAAGCAAACUCCGAAGCGUAUAUUGAGAACAUACAGUAAGCUCAGAGGCCCAUCACGCAACUUGAGGCGUUCUCUCGAUACAUCAGCCACUAGAAGUCCACAGCCAUCUUCCCGCGUUGCCAAAAUGAUGCCAGUACCCAAGACAAUUACAAGUCCCCAAUCGACCCCGGUUCGCAAGGCCGUCGCAAAGUCGAAACAGCCAACUCCAGUCGUGGCACCUGAGGCGCCCUCAGCCUCAAUUCCUACCGGGACUAAGCGUACAAACAAGAGAAAGUCGGGAGUUACAGUUGUGCAGGAAGACAAUAUACAGCCAACAAGAGCAUCAAAGCGGCAGUCACUGGCGAAAGAUUCGAGUCCAGAUCCCUUAGCUCUCUCUUCUCCAUCAACUGCUGCACGAACUCCGAAAAUAACGAGUGGUCUUUUCAAAGAAAUGACCUUUGCCGUCAGCUACGUUGCUCACGAGCGCGAAAAAGACGAGAUCACGAAGGCGAUAUUUGAGCAAGGUGGCCGGAUUCUUCCAGAUGGUUUCGAUAGCUUGUUCGACUCAGCGAAGGGUGGCGAAAACGAGGAGCUCUUACUUUCGCCUUCAGCCAAGUCUGUGGGCUUUGUGGCUUUGAUUGCAGAUGAACAUUCUCGAAAAGCAAAAUACAUGCAAGCCCUUGCCUUGGGACUUCCCUGUAUCUCAGGGCAUUGGAUCACUGCCUGCGUUGCCAAAAGCACAAUCGUUGAUUGGUCACCGUACCUGCUCUGUGCUGGGCAGUCUUCUAUUCUCGGUAACGCACACAAAAGUCGAGUCCUUGCGCCAUAUUCAGCACGAGAAGCUAAGCUCGAGGACACUUUCGCGAAUAGAGGGAAGCUGCUUGAAGGAAAGUCUGUGCUGCUUGUUACAGGUAAGGGCAAAGGCUCUGAGAAGCGGAAGGCGUAUACGUUCCUAGCACACGCGUUAGGACCGGCACGAAUUAGCCAAGUUGCCGAUUACCAGGAUGCACGAAAGAAACUUAAUCUGGACGGGGAAUGGGAUCUUCUCUAUGUCGAUGCCCACGAGAAAGCUGCAGAAGAAGCAGUUUUCGGUACUCCGACCGUAUCGAGCAGUGCGUCUCGAAAGCGAAAGAGGGGGCCGACGGCUGUGGAUGACUCACCUGCACCGAAGAAGAUUAGGAUCAUCUCUGAUGAGACGAUGAUCCAGAGCUUGAUUCUGGGGCAACUGCUCGAGGAUUAAGCGGUUGCAACAUGUACAAGGAGUUGUACAUUAUGGGACUUAGAUACAAUGGAUGUAAACAUAGGGCAUGGAAUGGUGACGACAAAAUGGCGCAAAUGUUACUUUUUGGGAUGUGCAUAGCUAUGGAUGGAGGCAUGGAUGGAAGGAGUACGGUAUUUGCUAAUUUUAAUGCCUCACUGACUGGGAAUCCGAGAUCUGUUGAGUUGUCGGCCAGCGGAUGCUAGCAGAGGAGAUGGAAAUGGUUGUCACAGGCCAGCCGCGCUGGCGGUGGGGAGAGGCUGUAUAUAUGUAUGUACAGUAUCUAGUACAGAAGUUUUGGCGAAAUGUAAAAUCUGGCACGAUCAUUACCAUUACUAUGAUUAUGACUGCUCACCAGAUCCCU